AGAAGAUUUAGUUUAACACAUCCGGUUUUGAGUCUUGAUUCCGAAAUAAUUAAAAUAAGAAAGUUAGUUAUUGAUUACAGGAUGAUGACUUUUAUUUCUCAUUACUCUUCUAACUUAAAAAUUGUUCACAAUGUAACAAUUGAGUCAUGAGCCAAGACAUUCUGUACAGAGAGAAACCACACACCGUUCUGUUGAGGAAAGGUUCCACUUCCAAAAUGGCAUUAAAAGAGAAAAUUGUGCAGAUCUAUGAAGCAUUCUUUCAGGGUGAAGAUCCUUCCAGAGGAAAUGCUAAUUUUUGGCAAGAACUAUUUUUGUUGAAGGUGAACACCAACUUUCUUGAGAAUGAAAUAGAAAAACUGAGUGGUGAAGGCCUAAUUAGUUUAAAGGAUAACCUGAACCUGCUGUUCUACAAGGCUGUGGAAGCUCUGAAAGAGGACAAUCCUAUCAGGACAGUGAAUGCCAUACACACCUUGUGUGCCCUUAUUCGAGGCAUUUUCCGAAAGAGUCUUGGAAAUUAUGGAUUUGAUGUAAUCAAUCUGCUGAUUGGCUUUGACACAGCGGAAGGUGUAAUGCAGUGUUUAAUAGAAAAUCUAAAUAGAUUUUUGACUGAAGAUCAUCCGACCUGUGUCAAACAACUAGUGCUCAAGUUUCUGCUGGUGCUAAUAACGGCCACUGAUAACAUCAGUCAGAACACAAUGCUGGAGUACAUUCUCAUCAACAGUGUUUUCGAAUCUAUUAUACAGAUAUUGGGCAACACAUUAUUGCGACCUACUCUGGGUCAUGAUGCAGUCUUGGUGCUGACACUGUUGGUACAGUACAGAAAGCACGAGUCUGCCAAUCCAUAUAUUGUUAAGUUGUCUAUACUGGAUGAUGAACUGGCACUAACGGGAUUUGCACAGAUUGUAUCUGUAUUGUUGUCAGAUUUUAACAGGACCUACCAUGUACAAAGCACUGACUCCCAGACUGGCUGGUUCUCUUCACUAGCAAACAUGGUAGGAAAUAUGUUUGUUGCUGAUGAAAGGAAAAUUGAGUUGGUGAGGGCCAACGAUUCUAUCUUACUUGCUUUGUACGAAGCCAUACAUCUGAACAGAAACUUCAUCACUGCUUUAACACAUGUUCAUUCUCACUCCACUUCGGCUCCAACAACUCCCCCGGUGUCUCCAGUGACCACCUCGUCUCCAGUGCUGGAUGCUCAAACUGUAGCGGAAGGGGCAGGUGGUGAGCCUGCAAGUGUCACCCAACCCACGAACCUACUCGUCACAUUCCUAGAGUACAGCUCCAUCGUGAUGCAGGACACUAAAGAUACAACACGCUACAACAAUGCGAAGCUGUGUAUGGUUAUACUGACAUGUAUUGCUGAGGAUCAGUAUGCCAAUACGUUAAUGCAUGAUGGAAACAUGACGUUCAGGAUUCCCAUUCACAAGAUGCCAAUGCGCCACAGAAAAACUAAAGGUGAAAAGAUGCUAGUUUCCAGACCAUUGAUUUGUUCCCUAUUAGAUUUACUGGUUGAAUUUAUUAUGAGCCACAUGAUGAAGACAUUCCCGAUGGAACUCUAUUUGCGAUGUCUGGGCAUUGUGCAUCGGGUGUUGUGUUAUCAGAAGAAAUGUCGAGUGAGAAUACAGUACUCAUGGAAAGAACUCUGGACAGUUUUGAUUAAUCUGCUGAAGUUUAUCAUGUCUCAUGAAACACAGCUAAUAAAGAAACACAACAUCUUCCAUUUGUCGUCUAAGGUUGUGAAUGUAUUCAAUCUGUUCAUCACCUACGGCGACACCUUUCUUCCAAACCCGAACAGUUACGAUGAGCUUUACUAUGAGGUUGUUCGUAUGCAUCAAGUUUUCGACAACUUGUACUCCAUGGCUUUACGAUACACAUCUAAUGAGAAUGAACACAAAGAGUCUGCAGCCAGGUUAAUCAACCAUUUAGUAAACAUCAGGGCUAUAAUCAAUCACUUCACUCCAAAGGUGGACGCCUGGUCAGCAGCCAAUCACCUGUCUUCUCUCACAGAGGAACAAGUGCUGGAGGUGGUACGAGGAAACUACGACACACUGACGCUGAAACUGCAAGAUAGUCUGGACCAGUACGAGCGGUACUCUGAGAAACCCACAGAAUCUUCUUACUUCACACAGCUGGUGAGGUCGAUCAUCUUUGAUGUAAGGAAGUCGGUCUCCAAUCUGUCAGUCCAACAUCAGGAUGCCCUGCAGGAGCUGGCCACCAUCUCCUAGCAGACGACACUUGGCACACAAAGAGUUAACCAUCUUUAGCAGACGACACUUGGCACACAAAGAGUUAACCAUCUUCUAGCAGACGACACUUGGCACACAAAGAGUUAACCAUCUUCUAGCAGAAGACACUUGGCACACAAAGAGUUAACCAUCUUCUAGCAGAUGACACUUGGCACACAAAGAGUUAACCAUCUCCUAGCAGACGACACUUGGCACACAAAGAGUUAACCAUCUAGCAGACGACACUUGGCCCACAAAGAGUUAACCAUCUUCUAGCAGACGACACUCGUCACACAAAGAGUUAACCAUCUUCUAGCAGACAACACUCAGCACACAAAGAGUUAACCAUCGCCUAGCAGACGACACUUGGCACACAAAGAGUUACCCAUCUCCUAGCAGACAACACUUGGCACACAAAGAGUUAACCAUCGCCUAGCAGACGACACUUGGCACACGACACUUGGCACACAAAGAGUUAACCAUCUUCUAGAAGACGACACUUGGAACACAAGAGUUAACCCUCUCCUAGUAGAUGACACUUGGCACACAAAGAGUUAACCCUCUCCUAGCAGACAACACUUAGCACACAAAGAGUUAGCCAUCUUUCUUUUACCAUCGUGCUGCUACAUUUCUCUGGUGGUGAAGUUAACACUAUUCUGUGCUUCUGUGAAUCCCAGAUUUCUCAAGUGGUGAAGUUAGCAUGAUUCUGUUUUCUGUGAAUCUCAGAUUUGGGUUGUGAGUAUAAUAGGGAUAGGGAACUUUAUUAACAUGCCAAUAACCUAAUUAGGUUCAGGCAAGGAAGUAUAAUAUUAUGAGAUGGAAUCCAAAUAUUUCGUUAUUUAACGAUACCGGCAGUAUCUUUUAAAACAAAGUCGGCAAAUUCAAAGCCUGUUGUCUUCACAGAGAAUGUUUUUUGAGAAUCUCUCCUUCAACUACUGAUAUUCUUCCAACCUUCCAAAAACCAGAUGAAAAGAUUGGGAUUUUUUUUAUUAGGCUGGGUGUGUGUGUCAUGGUAAGAGGAGGGGAGUCCAUCUUCUUUUUUUCUUUUGUAUAUGGAGAUUGUAAAUAAAUAAACUUCAAAAAUAUUAAAAUAAAUAACACUGUAAGAAAAUAUCAAAAAAUUACAUGUACUGUGUUGUACUUUGUGAUGUUUGUGUGGUCAAUAUACAUUGUAUAAUGUGUUAAUUACAGUAUAAUUCCUUUGUUAUUUUAUUACUUUGACAAACUCAGAUGGUGUGAUACCACUCUAAACCAGACACACACUGUACAAAGUAAAACAUCUGGCUUUAAGGGGGUAUCCAGUUUAAAGAGGUUAUUUUAUUGUCUAUUUUUUAAGAGUAUUUCACCAUUUCAACGUCACAGACUAUUAUUUCACUCUGUUGUAACUUUAUCUAGAUGUGUUACCGGUUUGUAGAUU
This is a messenger RNA of Gigantopelta aegis, 3639 nucleotides long. Its product is annotated as armadillo-like helical domain-containing protein 3. Bases 147 to 2222 code for a protein of 691 amino acids. NCBI's taxonomy places the organism in Eukaryota, Metazoa, Mollusca, Gastropoda, Neomphalida, Peltospiridae. The transcript has 27 exons. Gene Ontology annotation, biological process: regulation of Golgi organization. Gene Ontology annotation, cellular component: cytosol. The record is from RefSeq and is a predicted model, not a curated record.